UAUGGAGGAAUCCACCUUUUUGAAUGUUGUUAAACUACUUUUGACGCAAUUGUAGUUAGGAACUAGUAAACAAUUCAAUUUCAACAACUAACUCUUCCUUUUCAUUCUAGGCUGUGGUUUUGUAUUCACCGACUCCGUUAAGUGUGUCGUAUAUUUAAUAUUUAUAGCGCUGAUGGGUAAAUCUGGAAGAGGUUAUUUGAGGGCCUUGUGCUUUGCUUUCGUUAUUGCAGGUCCCAUUGAGAAUCUAUCAACGAAUGCAGGAGAAAUAGUCCGGGUGUAUAGCUGCUCAAAAAUGCUGGCAUUAAAUUUAACCCGAACACGUUUUGAUUUAAUGACAAAACCAUUUCAAAAUACUUUGGUCCACAUGAAGGAUGACAUACGGGAGGUACAAAAAACUUUUGGUGAAUUUCGUAAUGUAACAAAGGCCCUGCAUAAAGAAGUCAUGGAAGAUGAUCCUCCCACAGUAGUGGAUGAGAAUGAGGGUACCUUAAUAACGAAUAAAACUUUGGAUACCAAUAUCACUACAAGAACUAUGCGUCAUAUUAUUACUCGGGAAGGAGAGGACCGACUUUCCCCCGAAUAUAUUGAAGAAAAAUAUAAAAAUAAAUUUCGUAAACGUUGCCAAAUGCAAUUGGACAGUGGCAAAGUCCGCUGCCGCAAAGCCUUUGCCAAUUCUUUGGACAAAUGUCGCGAGAAAAUGCCAUUUAUUUUAAAAACUCUCAUUUGUUGGCCAUUAAAAAUUGAUUUCAUUUGUAAAAUUAAUAUUUUGGGAAACCCGGAGAAAAUUUGUGAUCCUUCCGAUGCCAUACCUGCGGAUUUUGGUCAAACCUAUGUUAAUUUGGUACAAAACGAAAGUAAACUCUACAAAGAGAAUUCUGAUGUUAAGGUCCAUUAUGCCAUAUCAAGUCCAGAAUCAAUGCCAGAAUUUCAGUCUGCCAAAGAAACUGCCAAGUCGGUGGCAAAAGAAUUUAAUAUGAGGAAAAAAGUUUUCGAUUCUAUAUUGAAAAUAAUGGAACAGCUUCUUGCCUUUAUGCUCUUCAGAGUUAUUUUGGCCUGUAUAACAUAUCACAAAAACUACAACAACAAGAUUGAUAAUGAUAAUUUUUAUAUAACGGAAUAUUUCAAACGUAUCGACUAUGAGCGUAAACAAAAGGGUAAACUUAGUUUGCUGCCAUUGAAAAAGUUCGAAAGAACAAAGUUAAUUGAUGUGGAUAAUGUGUGGCAACGCACCAUGGAAGAAUCUCGAGCUGUUGCUUUCCAUUUGCUGCAAUUUGCUUUGGAAAUUAUUGCUGCCAUGUUUUUCCUCUUCCUGGAUUAUGUUAUUGUUACAGUUCUAUUGGUAAUACGUAAAAAUUCGGAAAUUACCUUCGUCCAGGAGGGGGAACAUACCAUAAAGUUUGCUAUUCAUGGAUCUGGUUUAAUUGCUCGUCUUUUGCGGACAACAAUGCGAAAUUUCAAUAUGCAUGAAAGAGUUUCAACAUAUAUGACCAAUGAACCUUGUUUGCCAAAGCCAAAUGUCCUGGAAAGAGGUUUUUACACAAAACUACUUGCCCUAUAUAUUCUGGUCAUAUUCCUAAUAUAUCAAAGUUCGACAUUUUUGCGCAUGCGUCGCUUGAUCUGUGGCUACUUCUAUCGAAAACGUGAAAAGCGGCGUAUUAUCUAUUUGUACAACUGUCUUCUGAGGCAGAGGCGGUCGGCCAAGGAGUCAAUGCUAAAACAAGCCAAAUUGAAUUUUGCAAAUCGUAAAAUACGCUUAAGAGCAAAUAUUCUAUUGAAAUUACGUUUGCGUUGGCCAAAUAGCUUCAAUUGGCUGAGACGAUUAAACGCUGGUCGCCGAAAAUGUGUUAUAUGCGAAGGGCUUGAGAGUAAAUAUGACAACUAA
This is a messenger RNA of Musca domestica (house fly), 1882 nucleotides long. RefSeq names its product protein sneaky (gene snky). The transcript has 8 exons. Lineage: Eukaryota; Metazoa; Arthropoda; Insecta; Diptera; Muscidae. The record is from RefSeq and is a predicted model, not a curated record. The coding region runs from base 173 to 1882 and encodes 569 amino acids. Gene Ontology annotation, cellular component: membrane.